Molecule: messenger RNA, 4074 nt
Organism: Schistocerca serialis cubense
Lineage: Eukaryota; Metazoa; Arthropoda; Insecta; Orthoptera; Acrididae
Product: protein O-mannosyl-transferase TMTC2-like
Exons: 16
Coding region: 1-2700 (899 amino acids)
Biological process (GO): protein O-linked glycosylation via mannose
Cellular component (GO): endoplasmic reticulum membrane
Molecular function (GO): mannosyltransferase activity; protein binding
Source: RefSeq, a predicted model, not a curated record
AUGCGGGCAGCAACGCGCGGCACCGCGGCGCCACCGCCGGCGUCCAAGCCUGCGGCGUCGGCGUCGUCUCGCGUCGACUGGGCGUGCGUCGCGUCGGCAGCGCUCGCCGCCCUGCUCUACGCCGGGACGCUGCGCGCCGGGUUCGUCUACGACGACAACCGCGCGAUCCUGACGAACGAGGAUGUGGUGGGCGGCGGCGCAGAGUCGUGGUGGCGCGUGUGGCGGCACGACUUCUGGGGCACGCCGCUGCGGCACGCGGGCUCGCACGGCUCCUACCGGCCGCUGGCCGUGCUCAGCUUCCGGCUGGACGCGGCGCUGUGGCGGCUGCGGCCCGCCGGCUUCCACCUGAGCAACGUGGCGCUGCACGCCGCCGCCACGGCCGCCGUCGUGCGCUGGGCGCGCGCGCUGCUCGCGAGACGUAAAACUUUGUAUCAUGCAGUCACGGGCCUGCUGUUCGCGGCCCACCCGGUGCACACGGAGGCCGUGGCGGGUCUGGUGGGACGCGCCGACGAAGGCGCAGCCCUGCUGCUGCUGCUGGCGCUGCUGCUGCACGAGGCGCACUGCCGCCGCAGGCGCGCAGCUCCACCAGGUGCCUGGCGGGGUCGCCUGCUGCUGUCGCUGUGUGUGCUGGUGUCGGGCUGCGCCAUGCUGGCCAAGGAGCACGGCGUGUGCGCGCUCGCUAUCUGCCUGGUGAGGGAGGCUCUCGCCUGGCAGAGGGCGGCUGCAGACCCCAGGGCCAGGAGGCAGGCGGUGCGCAGCGCCUGCUGGCUGGCCGCCGGCCUGGCUGCGCUGGUGGCGGCGCGGCUGUGCGCGGCGGGCGGCCGCGUCCCUCGCUUCGCGGCGGCCGACAACCCGGCGGCGCGCCACCCCUCUCGGCUGACGCGCGCGCUCACCUUCCUGCUGCUGCCCGCGCUGCACGCCUGGCUGCUGCUCUGCCCCGCCACGCUCAGCUUCGACUGGUCCAUGGACGCCGUGCCGCUCGUCCACUCGCCCGCGGACCCGCGCAACGCCGCCUCGGCCGCGCUCUACGCCUGCGUGGCCGGCGCGGUUCUUCUCGCCGCCAGGCGCUCCGUCCGCGCAGCCGCCGCCGCCGACCGCCGCCACUGCAAGCCGCCCGCCGUCUGCAUAGACCACAACGCCAACCACAGCGUCGCCGCGGCCUGCCACCACAGGACGCAACACAGGAGCGAGAGCGGCCUGGGGCGCGGCGCCACGCUGGUGGCGGUGUCGCUGUCUGCGACGGUGCUGCCCUUCGUGCCGGCGUCCAACCUGGUGGCGCACGUCGGCUUCGUGGUGGCGGAGCGCGUCCUCUACGUGCCCUCGGCCGGCUACUGCGUGCUCGCCGGCUACGGCUUCGCCAGGCUGCUGCACGCCUCCGACAGGAGGGCGUGGCGGUGGUCAGUGACGGGCUGCGCAUGCGUGUUGCUGGUACUCAUGUCUGCGCGGACGCUGCGCCGCUGCGAAGACUGGAUGGACGAGGAGAGCCUCUACCGUUCCGGACUGCACGUCAACCCGCCCAAAGCAUACGGCAACCUGGGCAACAUCCUGAGUAUGAAGGGCGAGCUGGAAGAGGCAGAGAGGUGCUACCGCAAGGCGCUCUCCUACCGGCCCAACAUGGCGGACGUCCACUACAACCUGGGCGUGUUGCUACAGUCGCAGCAGCGGCUGGAGGAGGCCGCACAAAGCUACCAGACUGCCAUAAGCUUCCGGCCUAGCCUCGCAGCCGCGUACCUGAACCUGGGGCUGGUGCUGUGGCGGCAGGGCCGCGAGGCGGACGCGCUCGGGGUGCUGCGUGCGGGGGCCGCCGCCGACGGCUCGGCGCUCAAGGACCCGCGCGCGCAUGCGCAGGCGGCGACCGCGUGCCGCUUCCACCUGGGCCGCCUGCUGCUCGAGAGCGGGCGCGCCGCCGCCGCAGACAGAGAGCUGCGCGCCGCAGUCGCCGGCAUGCCCCCCCACUACCAGCCACAGGUUCUGUGUAUUGAGUUGCCAAUGUUACUGUCACUGUCACUGUUUAGCAGCGGUAAUAAAAAGAUGGCGGACAGUGGAACAGUUGGAGGUGUGAAAACAAGAUGGCGGACAGUGGAACACUUGAAGAUGUCAUUGGCGGCUGUUUUGAAUUUCUCAGAGAGCCUGUUCAACCUGCUGGGAGAGGCGCAGGCGAGGCUGGGGCGGCAUGCCGAGGCAGAGCGCUGGUUCCAGGAAAGCCUGAGAGCCAAGCCCGACCACGUGCCCGCGCACCUGACCUACGGACGCCUGCUUGCCCGCAACAGCUCCCGGGCUGCAGAAGCAGAGCAGUGGUACCGGCGCGCCCUGCGUCUAGCCCCGGACGACGCGUCUGUUCUGCUCCACUAUGGGCAGUUCCUGCUGAGCCAGCAGCGGCCGGCCGAGGCGGCUGCGGCGCUGACCCGGGCCGCCUCGCUCUCCCCAGAGGCGCUGGCCUACGAGGACGCCAUGAACGCCGCCGCCAGCCUCAGGCUCGCCGGCGAUCUGCGAGCCGCCGAGACCUUCUACCGCAUGGCCGUCUCCAUGAGGCCCACGGAACCAGCCGGCGUGGGCAACCUUGGCGCGCUCUACCACCUGAUGGGCCGGCACGCCGAGGCCGAGAAGUUCUACCGGGAGGCGCUGCGCCUCUUACCCGGUGACCCUGUCACGUUGGCCAACCUGCGGCGACUACACCGUCGCAUGGCUGCCGGCACGUGACGAUUGACGAGGACUCUGCCCGGGAGAUGCCCCACAACAUGUGAACAACCCCGUCGGUCGUCUUAGAACUCCAAACAAUACCAACUGUUGACAUGACAGUAGCACAUUGUUAAUGUGCAACACUGACGUGGACACCGCCGAAGUAUGUCACGUCCACAGAUACUUUGAGGCAAUGUCUUUAAAACUUCUAGCUGCAAACUAAACGACUUGGUUGUAACCCUUUGACCUCUAUUUCGUGUGGGACGUCGGAGUCCCAACUACAUCUAGGAUACAUAGAAUAUCCAUCUGACCAAUGCAGUACCACAUUAAUUAACCUGCCUGGAAAAUUUUUGAACUGUACAUAGAGAAAUUCUCAGGUUUCCAAGCUCACCGCUUUUCUUGUAUUAUUUCGUUUGUUCGUUCAUCGUAAGGAAAUCACAGCUUUAUGAGAACGUACAACAGAUUGCCAAUUAACGGAGAAUCUCACUGAUUUAGCCCCUCUGCUUUGGAGGAACGGUGUUUCCAGUGUCGUGUCGAACUCUCAGUUCUAAAUACACUUGUGUACUCAGCUUUGUUGUAUGAUUACCCUGAGCAGCGAUUACAUAGCUCUUUUGUUUCGUAGUUUCUGUGCUCGCCAGUUAGGAAUUCCUUGCUUUUGCCUUAAUCCCAAAUGCGUUUCUCACUGUCGUAUUUGACACAGAGAAUGUUUCGAUGGAGUUUUAAAGAAAAUAAUUUAGGUAAUGUAAAAAUACUCCAUGGGACAAAAACAGCCUCCUUGUGGUUAAUAUAUUCGUUUACCACCGUGUACCUUCAAAAAUGUGUGGGGUCGUCUCGCUUAAGCGUCUACCACUUCGCAAAUGUCAUCACUGUCGCUUCUUAAAGAAAAUUAGUAAACAACAGAGCGAGAGGUGUUCAAUCUCAUUUCGAGUACAUACAAUUAACUAGACGGCAAUUUAUUUUAGUUAUACCAGACACGCUAUUAAUAAGUCACUGUUGUCUAGUCUAUGACUAAAUAUGACAUUUAUUGGAUCAAUUCUGGGGGACGUAAAAAGAUGUUUGAAGUUACAGUAAUGCGAAGCACGAAACAAAAGAUUUUUUCCGCUUACGUGAAUAAUUUCCAUCGCGACGAAACAUGAAAGAUUUUGGGCGGAAGGAAUAUAUUUUCCCAGGAAGAAAUUAUAAUAACUGUACAGAAAUGUUGAAGUUUUAUUUUUUGUAAAAUGUAAUGAAAACUAUUUUAUCAAAAUAUUUUUCUAUGUAUAUCGAAUUACUAUUAUAAGACAAGAAAUGGUUAUUUUAAAUGCCUGCUUUUUAAGAAUUCCAUAUUCAAUGUAUGUAAUUUUACAUGCUGCGUAUCUAGUCUCUUAUGUAGCGCAAAUAAAAUUAUAAAAAGUA